This is a messenger RNA of Dendrobium catenatum, 3078 nucleotides long. RefSeq names its product ribonuclease II, chloroplastic/mitochondrial. Gene Ontology annotation, cellular component: P-body; exosome (RNase complex). The record is from RefSeq and is a predicted model, not a curated record. Gene Ontology annotation, biological process: mRNA catabolic process. Bases 140 to 2581 code for a protein of 813 amino acids. NCBI's taxonomy places the organism in Eukaryota, Viridiplantae, Streptophyta, Magnoliopsida, Asparagales, Orchidaceae. Gene Ontology annotation, molecular function: 3'-5'-RNA exonuclease activity; RNA binding. The transcript has 15 exons.
UGAGUCAACCUCCAGUCAUAUUAGCUCAACCCUAUCAACAAUCAGGCUUGUCGCCGGCCGAACCGCCACGGCGCCACCGGCGUGUCGAUCCACCAACGGGCAACUCCAUCUAUUAUCCGUAUCUUCCUUCUGCAUUUCAAUGAUUCCCCAGGCAAUUCCGACUGUUCCCUCUAUCGCAUCCAUCAUUCUCAUGAACAAGCCCAUGGCAAGCACGGCUGUUAGUGGCUUCUCUAUCGUGCGCUCCGCCGCCUACCCUCCGCUCUGCAUCGUCCUCUCCCGCCAUUUUUUACGCAUCCGUUUUCCCUCGCCGGGCGCAACGUUAAAGUUAUCUCACUCUCAAAUGUUUCCAUCCAAUUUCCUCACCCCACAAUUCCAUGGCGGCCAUUCUACCUCGCAUGCCCACAGCCUUGUUGACUACGUUAUGGAGGAGCUGCAAGCCAUGCGUUCGAUGAGGCGUGUCCGCCCGACCAAGAGAGUGGAGUUAGCGAGCUCUCCGGAGUUACUGGAGGUUAAGCAGGCAAAGAGAUCACUUCAGAAAGGCUGUUUGCUUGAAUUUCGGAAAGAUACACAAAAGCUAUUGCUUGCUGUGGCGCAGAAACCUGAUGGGAAGAAGAAUUGGAUAGUUUGCGAUCAGAAUGGGGUCAUGUCCUCUAUCAAGCCUCAGCAAGUCACCUAUAUUGUUACUGGCUUUGAAAGCUUCGAUCACAGAGAUAUUCCUGAUUUUCUCCAGAAAGCUCAGAGUCUCUUGGACCCGGCUAUGUUGGAGUGUGCUUGGGAGGAGCUUUUGGAAAAUAAUAGGUCGGUGACACCCGAAGAAUUAGCGGAGGUUAUAUAUGGCAGCAGCGAGCCUCUUGAGAGCUAUUGUGCUCAUCUCUUGCUAUCAGAAAAUGAUAUUUAUUUCAAUCAAGUUGAGUCUAAAGGAUAUUUACCUGUUUAUGAACCACGCCCUACUAUACAGGUGGAAGAACUUAUUCAUAGGAAGAAUCUCAAAGAGGCAUUUAACAAGGAAGUGGAAGAAUUUGUCAAAUUACUUGUUUCAGCGAAGGCUUCACCUCCUUGCAGUAAACCUUCUAAAUGUUCAUGGUUGAAGGAAGAGAAGUGCAGACAAUGGAUGGUUUCUCUUGAAGCUUAUGCUAUUGAUGCGUGCAAAAAUGAUGAACAGAAGAAAACUGCUGGAAAUAUUCUCAAGGGAAUGGGACUAUCAAAGACUUCAUCUAAUGCGGUGAACCUUCUUAUAGAUGUUGGCUAUUUCCCAGUUCAUGUUAAUCUCGAUCUCUUGAAGUUCAAUAUCAGUACUGAACAACGUGAGGAAGUAUUAUUGGCUGCUGAAAACCUUUUAACAACUUCUACUGACGUUGAUGAGGGUAUCAGAAAAGAUCUUUCAUCCUUGAAAGUGUAUGCAAUUGAUGUUGAUGAAGCUGAUGAGCUUGAUGAUGCACUGAGCGCUGUGAAGCUACCAGAUGGUAAGAUUAAGGUCUGGAUACAUGUUGCAGAUCCUGCUUGUUUGGUUGAACCUAGGAGCAUAAUUGACAGGGAGGCAAUGCGCAGAGGAACCUCUAUUUUUUUGCCCACUGCCACAUUUCCAAUGUUCCCUGAAAAGCUUGCCAUGGAAGGUAUGAGUUUGCUGCAAGGGAAGCUUUGCAAAGCUGUCAGUGUGUCUGUAACCCUGCAUGAAGAUGGAAGUAUUGCAGAGUACACAAUAUGUAACUCCAUCAUAAGGCCAACCUACAUGUUGACCUAUGAGAGUGCGUCAGAGUUACUUCAUUUGGGCUUGGAAGAGGAGGCUGAACUGAGAAUUUUAUCUGAGGCAGCUUCCCUCCGUUUACAAUGGCGUCGGAACCAGGGGGCAAUAGAUACAACCAUGAUUGAGCCACGUGUCAAAGUAGCCAAUCCUGAUGAUCCUGAACCCUUGAUCAACCUAUAUGUUGAAGACCAAUCAGACCCUGCAAUGCGGCUUGUUUCAGAAAUGAUGAUACUUUGUGGAGAGGUUGUAGCUACCUUUGGUUCUGCCCACAAUAUUCCAUUGCCUUACAGAGGUCAGCCUCAGUCAAGCAUCUCGCCAUUCGCAUUUGCCCAUCUUCCAGAAGGACCAGUAAGGAGCUCUGCUUAUGUCAGAAUAAUGCGUGCUGCUGAAAUGGAUUUUAAACAGCCUAUUCGCCAUGGUAUUUUGGGUAUUCCUGGCUAUGUACAGUUUACAUCUCCAAUUAGAAGAUACAUUGAUCUUCUAGCCCACUAUCAGAUCAAGUCUUUUCUAAGGGGUGAAUCCAUGCCAUUUUCCUCUGGUGAACUAGAAGGAAUACAAUGCCUUGUUAAUCUGCAUGUUAAAGUUGCCAAGAAGCUCCAAAGCAGCAGCCUAAGAUACUGGUUAUUGGAGUAUUUCAGAAGACAACCAAGAGAAAGGAAGUUUGGUGCCUUAAUUCUUCGGUUCAUUAAAGAUCGAACUGCUUCUCUGCUUCUUAUUGAGGUGGGAAUUCAAGCUUGUGCGUCUGUUUCAGCUGGAAAGCAAAUCGGGGAUAAGAUAGAGGUUAUCAUUGAAGAGGCUCAUCCCCGUGAUGAUGUUCUCUCAGUUAGGGAGGCUUAGGGAAACAACACGCUCAUUGACCUUUACAGGAAAGUCCAUUGUUUAAUAGCUUAAAAAAAUAUUCCAUUCCACAAAUGAGAUUUUGGUAGCUUUAUUAGCAAGUCGCAGGCUGAUUGAUGACUAGUCUUCAUAAAAAGUUCAGUUUCAGCUUGAAGGAGAAGUGAAGGUUUGAAUAGCUCUACAUUCUACAAGAAAUCUGACGUGGCUUGUUUCCUACGCCAUAACAUUCAAGAAUCUUAAGCAGCCACAGCACUGGAAUUUACUUCAAAUGCUAUAACAGAAGUAUUCAACCUUUGUUUGAGAAGAUUUAUGAGAGGGUUAUGUAAUUGAAGAUGAAUUAGUUUUAUGGAUCUUGUAUCUGAGGGUUCCUAAUUCCUAUCAAGGGAUUUUGUUUUCUAAAUUCUGGAGGGAAAUUAUUGUUAAACUCGCUAUGGUAUAUAACAAACAUUUGUUUUGUCUUAACAGCUCUGUCAAUUUUGUUUUUGGCCGCUUAGUAA